Staurois parvus is the source of this 326-nucleotide messenger RNA. Lineage: Eukaryota; Metazoa; Chordata; Amphibia; Anura; Ranidae. The record is from the annotation of a GenBank genome assembly.
UACAGUGAGAGCUGUGAUUGUUCACAGCUUGUCACAUGGUACAAGGCUGUUGUGAAUAGCCUUGUACCAUGUGAUCUCUGUGAUCAUUCACAGAUUUUACACGUAGUAAGCAAUGAUGUCAAAAGUGACAUCUUGCUUACUACUAUUCAUGUAAUCACUGAUUGGCAAAUCAGCGCGCUAUUCACGUCCUCGGCUGUCAAUCACUGGGUCCCGGACGGUGAUUACUCACCAUCACCUGGUGAUUGAGGGCCAUUACCGACGGAAGGGAGAGAAGUGUAUGUAAACAAUACAGUUCUCUACCUUGUCAGCUCCUGCAUGGCUUUGCA